Molecule: messenger RNA, 8596 nt
Organism: Hyla sarda
Lineage: Eukaryota; Metazoa; Chordata; Amphibia; Anura; Hylidae
Gene: SLC4A4
Product: solute carrier family 4 member 4
Exons: 27
Coding region: 428-3715 (1095 amino acids)
Biological process (GO): monoatomic anion transport; transmembrane transport; regulation of intracellular pH
Cellular component (GO): basolateral plasma membrane; plasma membrane
Molecular function (GO): sodium:bicarbonate symporter activity; solute:inorganic anion antiporter activity; monoatomic anion transmembrane transporter activity
Source: RefSeq, a predicted model, not a curated record
UAUUAAAUGUGAAACCACAGGAGUCUCAAUAGCAAAGCUGUAGUUUGCAGCUUUCCCAGGGUUGUGCUUCAUUCCCUAUGCACCCUCAUGCUUUGCCCCCUCUCUUCCUGCUCCACUCGGCUCUGCUAUACUAUUCCUACUCAUAGUAUCCCAAGUGUCCAUGUCACUGACAGCGACAGACAGGACAGUAGUUUAAGGAUAUAGGCAGGAGGAGGGGGGCUCCUCUUUCCAACUGAGUAGCAGCUGGUCCUGCUUGCUCUUCUGUUGGAUCUGCUUCCAUGAAAAGCAGGAUUUAAAACUGUUUAAACAGCUUCUUUACUAUUAUCUUAUUACUUUCAUCUCUCGACUUGGAGACUUGGAGCUACGAGUGAAUGUGAAGAGAACAAGCAGCCUGUAGGAUUGUGGUGACAUCAGAUCAACUUCAAGGAUGGAGGAUGAGGCAGUUCUGGACAGAGGGGCUUCAUUCCUAAAGCAUGUCUGUGAUGAAGAGGAGGUAGAAGGUCAUCACACUGUCUACAUUGGCGUUCACGUUCCUAAGAGUUUCCGGAGGAGGAGACGUCAUAGACGCAGAACUGGCCACAAAGACAAAAAAGAAAAGGAUAAAUCAGAAAAUUAUUCAGAUGUCGACAAAUCCGAUACAGAAAAUGCGGACGACCACGGCUCCAACAUCCUUAAGCCUCUGAUCUCCCCAGCUGCUGAACGGAUCCGCUUUAUCUUGGGAGAAGAGGAUGAAGGCCCAGCUCCCCCACAGCUCUUCACUGAACUUGAUGAACUUUUAUCGGUUGAUGGGCAAGAAAUGGAAUGGCAGGAGACAGCCAGAUGGAUAAAAUUUGAAGAAAAAGUGGAGCAGGGUGGAGAAAGGUGGAGUAAGCCUCAUGUUGCCACACUUUCCUUGCACAGCCUGUUUGAACUGAGGACAUGCAUCGAAAAAGGGACAAUACUACUUGACCUAGAAGCCAAUUCACUCCCACAAGUAGUUGAAAAAAUUCUUGAUAACCAGAUUGAGACAGGACUGCUGAAACCAGAGAUGAGGGAAAAGAUCACCUACACUCUUCUCAGGAAGCAUCGGCACCAGACAAAGAAAUCCAACUUGCGUUCUUUGGCUGACAUAGGGAAAACAGUCUCCAGUGCAAGUAGGAUGUUUACCAGCCCAGACAAUGGAGGGAGAGAGGAGGGCUUGAUGAAAAACUCCUUCCUUUCAGGCAGUCCAACGAUGACCCACCGAAACAUGACAUCUUCCAGUCUGAAUGACAUAUCAGAUAAGCCUGACAAAGAUCAACUAAAGAACAAAUUCAUGAAAAAACUGCCAAGAGAUGCUGAAGCCUCUAAUGUUCUUGUCGGAGAAGUUGACUUCUUGGAAAAUCCUUUCAUUGCAUUUGUCCGGCUAAAGGAUGCAGUAAUGUUUGGAUCCCUCACAGAGGUUCCUGUGCCCACAAGGUUCCUUUUCAUCCUACUGGGACCAAAAGGAAAAGCCAAGUCUUAUCAUGAGAUUGGAAGAAGUAUAGCUACUUUAAUGUCUGACGAGGUAUUCCAUGACAUUGCCUAUAAAGCAAAGGACAGGCAGGACCUGAUUGCUGGGAUUGAUGAGUUUCUGGAUGAGGUCAUUGUGCUUCCACCUGGUGAAUGGGACCCUACAAUAAGGAUAGAACCGCCAAAGUCUCUUCCAUCUUCUGAUAAGAGGAAAAACAUGUAUGCAGGUGGGGAAAGUAUAGUACAAAUGAAUGGAGACGCUCCACAUGAUGCUGGCCAUGGAGGUGGAGGACAUGGGGACUCGCCAGAGCUACAAAGAACUGGACGCUUUUGUGGAGGAUUAGUUGAAGACAUCAAAAGAAAAGCGCCCUUUUUUGCCAGUGACUUUUAUGAUGCGUUAAAUAUCCAGUCCCUUUCAGCCAUGCUUUUCAUUUACUUGGGGACUGUGACCAAUGCUAUCACUUUUGGUGGACUUCUUGGAGAUGCCACAGAGAACAUGCAGGGUGUACUGGAGAGCUUUCUGGGCACUGCAGUCUCUGGUGCUGUUUUUUGCCUUUUUGCUGGCCAACCACUAACAAUUCUGAGUAGCACGGGGCCUGUCCUUGUGUUCGAAAGGCUUUUAUUCAAUUUCAGCAAAGAUAAUGAGUUUGAUUACUUGGAGUUCCGCUUGUGGAUUGGCCUGUGGUCAGCUUUCUUAUGCCUCAUUCUAGUGGCCACAGAUGCUAGCUCACUUGUCAAGUACUUCACACGUUUUACAGAAGAAGGGUUUGCCUGUCUCAUCAGCUUCAUCUUCAUUUACGAUGCUUUCAAGAAGAUGAUCAAGUUUACAGAUUAUUACCCAAUCAACUCACAUUACAAAGUGGGUGAAGUCACCCUGUUUAACUGCGCUUGUCUCCCACCAGAUCUAAGUAACAGUUCACUAUUUAAUGAGACCACAUUCGAUUUCCUUUCUACUACCAUUGCCACUACAGAGGAUCCACAUUAUAAUGACACAAUCAUUUGGUCUUCGCUCACAAAGAAACAGUGUGUGAAGUAUGGCGGCAAUCUGGUUGGCAACAACUGCAAAUAUGUUCCUGAUAUCACUUUGAUGUCCUUCAUCUUGUUCUUUGGCACAUACACAUGCUCUACGGCUUUAAAGAAAUUCAAAACCAGCCCCUAUUUCCCAACUACAGCCAGAAAACUCAUCAGUGAUUUUGCCAUCAUCCUCUCGAUUCUGAUCUUCUGUGGAAUCGAUGCUCUGGUUGGAGUGGACACACCAAAGCUGAUUGUCCCUAGUGAAUUUAAGCCAACAAAUCCUAACAGAGGCUGGUUUGUGCCCCCAUUUGGAGGAAACCCUUGGUGGGUAUACCUGGCGUCAGCUCUUCCCGCUCUUCUUGUCACCAUUUUAAUCUUCAUGGACCAACAGAUUACAGGAGUCAUUGUCAACAGAAAGGAAAACAAGCUUAAGAAAGGAGCAGGGUAUCAUUUGGACUUGUUCUGGGUGGCAGUUCUUAUGAUCAUAUGCUCCUUUAUGGCUCUUCCAUGGUAUGUGGCUGCCACUGUCAUUUCAAUUGCUCACAUUGACAGCUUGAAAAUGGAAACAGAGACAUCUGCACCUGGAGAGCAACCCAAGUUCUUGGGAGUAAGGGAACAGAGAGUUACUGGAACAAUGGUGUUUAUACUGACUGGUAUAUCUGUUUUCAUGGCGCCCAUACUGAAGUUUAUCCCUAUGCCGGUUCUGUAUGGAGUUUUCUUAUAUAUGGGAGUGGCAUCCCUCAAUGGAGUACAGUUCAUGGACCGUUUGAAACUGCUCUUAAUGCCCGCGAAACAUCAGCCAGACUUCAUUUACUUACGCCAUGUUCCUUUGCGAAGGGUCCACUUGUUCACUUUCAUUCAGAUUGUAUGCCUGGCGCUGCUCUGGAUUCUGAAAUCAACAGUAGCAGCUAUUAUAUUCCCGGUUAUGAUUCUGGCUCUUGUAGCGGUGAGGAAAGCCAUGGACUACCUCUUUUCCCAGCAUGAUCUUAGCUUCCUAGAUGAUGUCAUUCCGGAGAAAGACAAGAAGAAAAAGGAAGAUGAAAAGAAAAAGAAAAAGAAGAAGGGAAGUGUGGACAGCGACAAUGAUGAUUCUGACAGCCCCUAUUCAGAAAAAAUUCCCAGUAUUAAAAUCCCAAUGGACAUCAUGGAACAAGAACCAUUCCUUUCUGAUAGCAAACCUGGUGAGAGAGAAAAGCCAUUUACAUUCCUUGAACGACACACAUCAUGCUGAAAGACAUCCAUUUAUUCAGUCCAUUAUGCCAAGCCCACUAAGCACUCCCAUACGACUUGUGCCUGAAAUUAGGAUAGACAUGGAGCCAGAUGAAGACACUAAUUUCUGGAGAAGGCCGGCAACAGAGACAACGUUGUGACACAAUUGCUAGCCAAAAAAAUUAAAAAUCUGACUAUAAUGCUUGUCUUUGUAGCAUUCUGUAAAUGGCUUUUGCUGACUGAAGUGCUUCCACUGUGACCUAUACAUCCAGGCUAGUACACCAAGCAGUCGUAUAAUAAAAAAUGUCAUUUUUGCCUUUUUGACUGAAUAUCCCAGUCCUAGACAGAAGACGAAUGCCUGGUGAACUUCUGAUCAAUAACACUAUUGCAUGCUGGUCUUUCUGUCUUGGAAAAACAACUAUGCAAAGUAGGAGGAUAGAAACGUAACACUCCGUAUGCUCCAGCUGCUUAUCUAUUUCUUUAUAACCUAGAACCAUAGUAUUAACCACAGUAACUAUAUAUUGGUUAUAUAUUGGUACUUGACUGAUGAUGUAUUGAUUAUAAAGAACCAAUUGCCAUAAGGUAAAAUGCCCCAUAGUUAUGCAUCUUAUACAUCUUGUACACUACGUAAAUGCUAUGGAGUAUUUAAUAUAUUCUAGCUUAUGUCUUUCUAUUAUGGGGCCUAACCUUCAACUUAUAUAUUGUUAAUUUUUUUUAAACUUUUUUUAAUGACUUUAAAAAAAAAUGAAUCUUUUUUUUCCUGCAGCAGGAAACAUAUAGUUUUAAGUAGUAGGUCUACCUCUUGUUUGUAGAAAAUGGCUUUUCUGUAUGAAUGUCUUGUAUACAAUGUGAUUUAUAUUAUAACACAACUAUUCAUUCUUUAGGGCUCAAUGAAAUCUUAGCAUUUUGUACUUGUAUGGAACUGAUCAAUGAAGUCAUUUCAGAGGUAGAAGAUCAUUAAUAUAAUGAUGUGAUGAGGGAGGCGGGUUAACUUAUAAUCCAUUAUUUUAAGUGGUGUGAAAAGUAUUUAUAAGUAUAUAGGCAAUAAAUAAUCGUAGCGACUGGUAACAGGGAUCAAUAUGCAACUAGAGAUGCAGAUUAUUUUACUGAAGAAACAAUUACUUAAGAUGCCAACGUAACUCCUACACCAUUUAUUUAUAUGGCUUAUUGGUGAGUCUUGCCUCUUUUUCAUAUGUCCUUAUUUCUUACUUUUGCUGAUUUGACUUACCUUUUAGUCAUUUUGUAAAAGAAGAAUCCAUGUUGGGCCUGGAAACUGUCACCAAGUGUUUUAAAGGGGUUAUCCGGCUAAAGACAUCUUAUCCCCUAUCCAAAGGAUAGGGGAUAAGAUGUCUGAUUGCAGGGGGUCCCAACCUUGUGACAUCAUGCCACACCCUCUCAAUGCAAGCCUAUGGGAGGGGGCGUGGUGACCACCACACCCCCUUCCAUAGAUUUGCAUUAAGGGACCAUGGCGUGAGGUCACGAGGGGCGUGACUUUGAAAUCGCGACCCCAGCCACCCGCUCCAAGCAUUCAGUACGAUAUGUUCCGAACACUGGGGCAGCGCAGUACCCCUUUAACUGCAGCUGGGUGAUCUGCUAUCCCUCUUAUGUUUUUCCAUUUAGCAGUAAGGGAAGGACCAAUCAAGUGUCUCCACACACCAGUCUAAAUGAGUCCCCCACCAUCAUGUGGUGCACUGUUGAUAAAUUUCCCCCUUAGUGUUAAGGGGUAUUCAAAUAUUAAACAGGAACUGCAGGACUUUUGGGAAAAAUGCCACUGCAUGCUACUUCCAGCAGGAAGAAGUAUCGGUCCUUCCUUUAUAUUUCCCAUUCCUUUUAACUUUAUCAACUCUCAGCUUAAAAACUGACAGAAAAACUGCCGUAGGCCAAAUUUUUAUGUAAGUAGGAGUCACCAACAAUACUGUUGCCCAGGACAGCAAGGACCCAGGUAAGUUCAUCCCAUGUUUGUACAUACCUGGGUUCUUGUCAUGAUGGUUGCUUUAUUUUUAACAAUAUUCCCAGGCUGCCUGCAUGAAAAAAAAUACACUUCGACUACCUCCCAACACAUCCCUGGUGCCUCCGGGGUCCCUGUCCCAGCCUCUAGUACAAACCUCUUCCUGGUCCUGGUGCCUGACUGCAGCAGUGUCCUGCCUUGGCCAGUGAUUGGCUAACAGGCAAUGUAAGUCUGGGCCCGGUCUUCUUCCUGGUGCCUGGGCCCAAUAUGUCACAUUACCACUCCAGGCACUAUUGCAGGGGAGAAGCACUACUUAAAGCAGUUGUUAAAGUCAUCAUUUUUAAUACCCCAGUGACUUAACUACUUGUUGGUUUCCAGGUAACACCAUAUUUUUUCUACCUUGCACAUAGUAAAAUAUAUAAUUGAAAACAGCAUUAAAAAAAAAAGCAAUAAAGAUAUACUAGGAAGAGGCAAUUUAGCAAUUUUGCUAUUUCCCCUUUGUUGGAGUUUCGCUUUAGCACCAUUUUUGUAAUUGUUUAAAGUUUAUCAAAUAUAUAGUAUGUGUGUGAAAUAGAAAAGGACAUAAAUGGCCAAAAACAUAACCAGUGUGCCAUGUGCCCAUAAAGUUACCUAUUUACUAAUGUGAGAUCAUUAAACAAAUUAUACAUUCUACUUAGCAGAACAAAAAUACAUAGUCCAUGAUUGAUAUCUAUUUGUUUCUAACUCUCUUAUUUUACCAUACCGCCCUUGACAUUCCAUUUCCAAUCUAUGUAAACCUCCAUAAUAGUUGAAUGAUAAAAUGAUAUUUAAUAAUUAAGUGACAUCAGAGUUUCACUUAAAUUUAUAAUAAUAAUAAUAAUUGUUAUUAUUAUUUACAAUUACACAUUAAAGAUAAAUAAUACAAUUAGUCUGUUAUUCCAUAAUCUAUAAGUCUAUUUUCACUGGGCUCCAAUUAUUAAAGGGGUAUUCUUAAUAUCAAAAGUUAUCUCCUGUCUACAGGAUAGAGGAUAACAAGCUGAUCUGUGGAGGUGGGCUGGAACAACCACUGAUCCCAAGAAUAGACGAAAAUUGCCGCCUGAAUGAAUGGAGCAUAGCACACCUGUGUGGCCAGCCCUCCAUUAAUCCUCUACGAUUCCUAACAUUGCUGAACCUUGUUAUUCUCUAUGCUGUGGAUAGGGGAUAACGUUUGACAUUGGGAAUACCCAUUUAAGUUAUUUAAUUCAUAACAAGAUUACUGGAGGUUGCAGUGAUAACAUUUUGUUGGAGUCAUGAUGAGAAGCAGACACAGAACAUGGGACUAUCUAGAGUGAAUAACUAUUUAAGGAAUAAUAUUAUGUAAAAAUAAAACAUGCCGCUCCCCUCCCACCCCCGCCACUUUUUUGCUUCCAACAAACCAUGAGUUACAGAUGCCCUAGCACUAUAUUUAUUGCCAAAAUAUUGAGAAGGAAAAACUCAUUAUUGGUUCAUGUGUCCUUUUUCUACAUCACACACAUAACAUAGGCACACUGACAGAUUUUCCAUAAUUUUAUUAAAAAGUCUUCCAACUGCAAAUCAUUUUUAUUGUACUUGAAUUGUAUUAACUGCUGAUUUUUAUCUUAUAAUGUGUUAUUAUAAACUGAAAAGCAAUGUGAGCUGUAUGGUGUUAACAUUUCUAGUCGUGGGACAAAGCUUUUCUGUUCUGUAUGUCUUUUCUGUAAUGAUUUAGAAGGAUAAAUGACUAAAAGUUAUGUAAAAGCCCCUUUAACACAUGGUAAAGCCAUGACAGGUCUUCUCCUAUUAACUUAUUCUUGUACUUCUUUUUACCCUGUAGUCUGGAAGUUUACUGCUAUCAUGUGGAUCCAUUCCAACCUUCUUAGUGACUUGCAUAGAACAUUUGAAGUAAAUAUAGAUGUAGAUGGUGAUUUGGAUCCUUAUUACAACUGGUAAAUUGCCCAGAAAUAGGUGACACAGGCGACAGUCAUUGAGUCAGUUAUGUUUACCCAUUGCUAUAAAACUCUGGAAAGGGCCUGUCACACUUUAAUGUGCAGUAUGUUGGCUUUUAUAUAAUACUUUAGUCUUUUUUCAUCUUUCAACUGUUUGUCAUCUCUAUAAUGUUUAUUUUUAUAAACACUAAAAACUGGUCAUUUUUAUGCUGCCUUUAUCCCCAAAAUUGCCUAAAAAUGUAUGCUUUUUCUCACUGUCAUUACAGUGACCUGUUCACAGAGGGAUAAGCCAUUUUGUUGCUUACUGUUGACAUUUUACAUUUUUGGCCUAAAAUAAAAAGUCAAGUUUGCUUGUCCUUCAAAAAUGGUUGCCACCACUGUGACAAGGUACUUGUUGUGUUCAGAGAAUCCACUUUUGUAUUCACUUAAACCAGAUUUAGUUUUACCAGACACAUUUCCUUUAAGAAAGUUUUCAAAAAACAAAGAAGGCCAGAAUACCGGAUACUGUAAGAAAUGCUGCAAAAAGCAACAUAAACUUUAGGGUUGAUUUUUGGGGACUUUUUUUUUUCUUACUGUCGUCUUUCUUUAUGGAUCUCUUGGAUUUAUCACUUAUUCUUGUCCCAUAUGUAAACUUCUGGUCUAGUGUUAACACUACUCUUAAUUUAUAGCCAUAACUAUGGCUAAUCUUUGUAGUGAUUGUAUUAUUUCGGGAGAGGAAGAGCGGAGAAGAUUAAAAAGACUGUGCUGCACUUUCCUACUCUCUUAUAUCCUGUACAGCCUGUGUGUCUUUUGGUAGACAUGUCAGCUUUUGUAUCACAUGAGACGCGAUCAAACACGGAGCAGAUGAAGAAAGCAACAGAGACUGUAAUGAUUUUUUUUCCAGUAACAAUAAGAAUUAAUUAUGAUGACAAUAGUGUUUUACAACUUUAUGAAGCUUUCUAUUGUGACUUUUAUGGAAUCAAGAGAAUGAAGAUAUUUAGCAUUUAUAUUUUUCAAAAUUAAAUGUAUAUUGAAAAUAAAGUAACUUUAUGCA